AGAGCCAAGUGGAUGGAGCUGGAGCUGGAGCUGCUCUGUGGGGCCGUGAAGCGCUUUGGGGAGGACCUGAACCACCUCAGUGCCCUCAUCAAGGACCGCACCAUGGCACAGCUCAAAGCCACGGCCAAGAAGAAGGUUUAUGAGGACACCGGGGUCCCUCUGGCCACGGAGUCCCCCAAGAAAGGGCCGCACAAAGGAGGGGAUGGUGACACUGAGGCCUCUGGGGACAUCGUGGACAUUGAGGGGUUCCCGGAGCCCCCCCAGAGCAAGAAGCUUCACUUGGACCAAG
Molecule: messenger RNA, 289 nt
Organism: Nestor notabilis (Kea)
Lineage: Eukaryota; Metazoa; Chordata; Aves; Psittaciformes; Psittacidae
Gene: BACC1
Product: chromosome unknown open reading frame, human C17orf49
Exons: 3
Source: RefSeq, a predicted model, not a curated record